AUGAGAACCUGCACAAAGAAGCCAUCAUCAAGAGGCCACCAUCGCUAUGUAGGCGUUCGCCAGAGGCCCUCCGGCAGAUGGGUCUCUGAGAUCAAGGACUCCCUGCACAAGGUCAGGCUAUGGCUUGGGACUUUCGACACCGCCGAGGACGCAGCUCGGGCUUACGACGAUGCCGCACGAGCUCUCCGUGGCUCCAAUGCUCGCACCAACUUCGCCUACUUCCCUCCAACCUCUUCUGAGUCAAGCGAUGCUAGCCAGCCCAUGGAGCCACCCUUUUCAUUCGAGGAGGGUUGCAUGGAAGAAGACGACGGUCUCCUCGGGGCCCUAAGGGCGAAGCUGUUCGACGGCAAGGGGCGGCGGGUGCUGCAGGCUGUGGCUCAAACAUCUUGCAGCUUUGAAGACGUAUAUUGUAGUUUAAAUGGUAUUGUUUGUGGAGGAACCAAUAAUUUAGAAGAACAAGAAUAAUGG
Cucurbita pepo subsp. pepo (vegetable marrow) is the source of this 468-nucleotide messenger RNA. The record is from RefSeq and is a predicted model, not a curated record. NCBI's taxonomy places the organism in Eukaryota, Viridiplantae, Streptophyta, Magnoliopsida, Cucurbitales, Cucurbitaceae.